AUGGGCAAGUCAUCCAAGUUCUACAAGAAGCCAUCGCUCAAGGAGAAGCAGGCGGUGCAAGGAAAGGUGCGAUCUUCCACAUCCUCCUCUGCUGGUGCCUCUAGUUCGAGUGCACCGGUGUUCAAGCAGGGAGCGAUCAAGAAAGCUGCUCUGACAGGCAAAGCUCUCGAGAAGCGUCAAGCGCUCGAGCAAAAGUCCCGAGAGAAGGAAGAAGCGACCCGUGCCGCUAAACCAGUCUUCCGUCAAGGUGGCGCGGUAUCCAGCAUCGAACAAGAAGACCAAAACAACGAUCUCGACAUGGCAGAAGAUGAUGCGGAUGUGAUCAAAAGACGGCCACGCAACCGUCAAAGGAAAGAUUGGGGUCCCAUGCCAAGAGAAGUGGGGAUCGACUAUCUCAAACAGUGGGACAACCGCUCAUGA
This is a messenger RNA of Pseudozyma hubeiensis SY62, 420 nucleotides long. RefSeq lists its product as hypothetical. The transcript has a single exon. Bases 1 to 420 code for a protein of 139 amino acids. NCBI's taxonomy places the organism in Eukaryota, Fungi, Basidiomycota, Ustilaginomycetes, Ustilaginales, Ustilaginaceae. The record is from RefSeq and is a predicted model, not a curated record.